Messenger RNA from Triplophysa rosa, 930 nucleotides. It is a transcript of the gene u2af1, whose product is annotated as U2 small nuclear RNA auxiliary factor 1. Gene Ontology annotation, molecular function: metal ion binding; pre-mRNA 3'-splice site binding. The transcript is spliced from 8 exons. Gene Ontology annotation, cellular component: spliceosomal complex; U2AF complex. The record is from RefSeq and is a predicted model, not a curated record. The coding region runs from base 76 to 765 and encodes 229 amino acids. Gene Ontology annotation, biological process: mRNA splicing, via spliceosome. NCBI's taxonomy places the organism in Eukaryota, Metazoa, Chordata, Actinopteri, Cypriniformes, Nemacheilidae.
AUUAUCCAGCUUCAGUGUCUCCGCUGUUGCUUCAUCAGCAGAAGAAACUGUCCCACCGUUUUUCUUUAUUUCAAAAUGGCCGAGUACCUGGCGUCGAUUUUUGGUACCGAAAAAGACAAGGUUAACUGCUCGUUCUACUUUAAAAUUGGAGCAUGUCGCCACGGAGACCGGUGUUCCAGACUCCACAACAAGCCCACAUUCAGCCAGACCAUUGCGCUCCUGAACAUCUACCGAAACCCACAAAACACAGCACAGUCUGCAGAUGGAAUAAAUGCUGUCAGUGAUGUUGAGAUGCAAGAACAUUACGAUGAGUUCUUUGAGGAGGUGUUUACUGAAAUGGAAGAGAAGUAUGGAGAGGUUGAGGAGAUGAAUGUUUGUGAUAAUUUAGGAGAUCACUUGGUGGGCAAUGUCUAUGUGAAGUUCCGGCGUGAAGAAGAUGCUGAGAAGGCAGUGAUUGAUUUGAAUAACCGCUGGUUUAAUGGCCAGCCCAUCCAUGCUGAGCUCUCUCCUGUCACUGACUUCAGAGAGGCUUGUUGUCGACAGUAUGAGAUGGGAGAGUGCACUCGAGGUGGCUUCUGCAAUUUCAUGCAUCUGAAGCCAAUUUCAAGGGAGCUCAGGAGAGAGCUGUAUGGCCGCAGAAGAAAGAGGCAUCGCUCUCGUUCACGUUCUCGUGAGAGGCGCUCUCGUUCUCGCGAACGCAAUAGAGGUGGAAGAGACCGGGAGAGGCGGAGGUCAAGAGAUAGGGAACGCUCUGGACGAUUUUAAACUCCUUCCUUUCUGAGGCUUACACUCAUUCCUCAAGACCUGUCCAACUCUGUCGUGAUGAAAAUGUGAUAAAUGUUGAAUUGAAAUUCCCUGAUUUCUUUAUCCUCUGAUUUCUUUAUCCAAGAACUGUUUGCUUUUUCAAUAAAAGACCCCUUAGACAUUUUA